Messenger RNA from Brenthis ino (lesser marbled fritillary), 237 nucleotides. NCBI's taxonomy places the organism in Eukaryota, Metazoa, Arthropoda, Insecta, Lepidoptera, Nymphalidae. The record is from the annotation of a GenBank genome assembly.
AUGAGAGAUGCCUCACGUGCGUCCAGCGCGGGCGGCCCGGGACACUGCCGCCGCGCUGCACCCCCCGCGACGCGCGCAACCCCCCCUCCUCGCCGCCCGAGCCCCCGCACCGCACCCCCUCACACCCCCGGGCAACCCCCCGGCGCGCGCACCGAACCAACGAUCGUCCCCGAUCAUUUUUACAUCUGCACUGUUGUGACAUUGAAAUUCAAUUUUCCGGUGAGCCCCGACCCGAGC